Molecule: messenger RNA, 1122 nt
Organism: Lottia gigantea (owl limpet)
Lineage: Eukaryota; Metazoa; Mollusca; Gastropoda; Lottiidae
Exons: 15
Coding region: 1-1122 (373 amino acids)
Biological process (GO): phosphatidylinositol dephosphorylation
Molecular function (GO): inositol-polyphosphate 5-phosphatase activity
Source: RefSeq, a predicted model, not a curated record
AUGGAUGAAGAAAAUACUCGAGUGCUGUUGAUUAGUGCCAAUGUGGGGUCAAUAUUUGAAGAUCCUGAACAGAUGUUCAAACCCUGGUUGAAGGAAUUCACUCAGUGUAUAUCUAGACUAGAACCAGGCUUUAUUGCCAUCCAUUGUCAGGAGGUAGGAGGGAAGAAUUAUGAAGCCUCUAUGCAACAUGUUAACCAAUUUGUUAAGAUCAUAUUGGGGUGUAAUGAAAUGGAGAAAUAUGACAGAGCUCGUGUAUUUCUAGAUGAGGAUUAUACAGCAGUUGAUAAAUUCACAGCUCUGGGCAACUUAUAUUUUAUACAUGAUUGUAUAGAAGAAGUGUCAAUAUGGGAUUUUAUAGAUUGUAAAUUUGUUCCUGUUUAUGGUAGAGAGGUACUAUCUGGUAAUAUAGAGAAUAUUCCUAUCAAAGAAAAAGCCAAAUUUCCCCAGCAUUUCUUCCCUGAGUUUAAAUGGUCAAGGAAAGGUUUUUUACGGACAAGAUGGAGUGUAAAUAAUUGUGUGUUUGAUUUGAUCAAUAUUCAUCUGUUUCAUGAUGCUUCUAACAUCCUAGCUAUGGAAUCUAGUCCUUCAUUAUACAGUAUGAACCGGCAGCAAGCAUUAUUUCAUACCUUACAGAGAUUUGAGAAUGAUAAUUAUGAAUCAGUGCCAUUUUUUAUGUUUGGUGAUUUUAAUUUCAGAUUAGAUACAAACCAAUUAGUUAAGGCAAUCACCAGUAAAACAGAAUCUAAAGAAACUCGAGGUAAAAAAGAACAGAUAAAUAAAAUAGUAUUUACAGAACAGGGCAAUGAAAAGGUUGUAUUAACAUUAGAAACUAAAGGUUUUGAUUAUCAUGAUAAACAUUCAGAUCUGUUUUUUAAUUCUAAUAAAUGGUUGCACCAGUUUGAUAAAGAAUUAUUAGCAUUUCAUGAUAAAUUAGAAGAAUUUGAAGUAAACUUCCCACCAAGUUACCCAUUUAGUGAAGAUGUAAAUGAUGGUAAAACUUACAUGAAAACAAGAUGUCCGUCGUGGUGUGACAGAGUUUUAUUUAAUACCAGUGCCAAAGACAUAAUAGUCCAAGUGAGUAGGCCUUCAAAUUAUAAUAAAUACGCUUAUGUUAUUGUUUAG